AUGAAGACCACCAGCUACGUUUCUGCUCUUCUCGGCCUGGCCUCCGCUGUCAGCGCCCACUACACCUUCGACAAGCUCACCCUCAGUGCCAAACAAGAGGGUACCGACAACCAGUACAUCCGCAAGCACCAGAACGGUUACAUGCCCACCAAGUUCAAGGGCAUCCCCGACGGUUCCAUCUCGCCCAACGACAAGGACUUCACUUGCAACAAGGGCAGCACCGCCUCCGCCGACGUCUUCAAGGUCAAGGCUGGUGAUGAGAUCGGUCUCAAGCAGGCUUUCGGCGGUACUGGUAUGCAGCACCCUGGUCCUAUCCAGGUUUACGCUGCCAAGGUUGACGAUGCUACCAAGGCUGACCCCUCCAACCUCGACUGGUACAAGAUCCAUCAGGCUCUUGUCUGCAAGGCUGGUACUCCUGAGCAGCUCCGUGGCCCCUCUUGGUGCUCUUGGGAUGAGGACUCUGUCCACUUCAAGAUUCCCUCUACUCUCCCCGAUGGUCAGUACCUCGUCCGUGGUGAGCACAUUGCCCUCCACGGCGCUCACGGUGGUGAGGCUGAGUUCUACUACGCCUGCGCCCAGGUUGAGGUCUCUGGCAACAGCGCCUCCAGCAUCCCCGGUACCUCUGUCAAGAUCCCUGGUGUCUACAAGCAGGACGAUCCUGCCGUCAACUUCUCUCUCUGGGGCUCUUCCACUGCCUACGACGUCAUUCCCGGUCCCGAUGUCAUUCCCGGUGGUACUAUCCGUGGUACUGCUGACGGUGCCUCUGGCGAUGUCGAGAAGGUUGUCGAGGGUGGUGCUUCUUCUUCUGCUCCCGCUCCCGCUGCUGAGUCCCAGGACCAGAACCAGAACCAGAACCAAAACCAGAACCAGCAGCCCCCCCAGAACAACAACGACUCCGGCUGCAACUCUACCCCUUACGUCCGCCGCCACGCCCGCGAUGUCGUCCCCCGCAUCUAA
Messenger RNA from Fusarium pseudograminearum CS3096, 957 nucleotides. RefSeq lists its product as uncharacterized. The record is from RefSeq and is a predicted model, not a curated record. NCBI's taxonomy places the organism in Eukaryota, Fungi, Ascomycota, Sordariomycetes, Hypocreales, Nectriaceae. The transcript has a single exon. Bases 1 to 957 code for a protein of 318 amino acids.